AGAAUAUCGUUAACUUAAAGUUAAUUCAAAGCGUAGGUUGCCGGCCAAAGACAAUUGUGGCUCUUUAAACCUUUAUUAAUUGUGGAUCUUUUGUCUUUAAUCCACAUCAUUUAUGUAUUGUUAUCUUAACAAGUGUACAAUUAUACAGGAGUAAUUGGGUAUCACUUAAUUAAUCUCCUGCAUAGUAGUAUUGGACUUAAUGAGCAGGAUUACUGGGCUGUGAACUUAUGACUGUAAGACAUGGCCGACGAAGUUAGCGGCGAUCGAACUCCGCUUCCAUGUGUAAACAAAUAUCGAGGGAUUAGGUUUCCUUACGGAAUCAAAUGGUGAUGUUAGAUGUAUUGUUUUAAAUGGAUGACUUUCCAUGUGUAAACCAUGCCUCUUGUUACUUUAUUGGACCACAUUUUGGGCCCCGUGGGGGUGUACGAGGGUAUUCGUUCAGUCCACGACGACAAUUACAUUGACCGUCUCAGUCAUUACUACACGGUUAUCUUUCUCUUGUUUAUGCAAAUCACCGUGGCAACUAAUGAGUAUGUAGGAGAUCCUAUCCACUGCUUCUGUCCCACGGAAUUUACUGAAAAUGAGGUUGAUUACACAAACUUUGUGUGUUGGGUUUCUAACACCUACCAUAUCCCAUUCUCAAAACAGAUUCCAGCUAACUACGAGGUUCGAAAAAAUGAUGAAAUAACGUACUAUCAAUGGGUUCCAUUAAUUCUUCUGUUAAUGGCUUUUCUCUUCAAAAUGCCAAGGAAUAUAUGGAAGUAUUUCGCUUACACCCAUUCUGGAAUAGGUUUGAAAAAGAUGAUAGAUUUAGUGAAAACGACACAGAAUGACACGCCAGAGGAGCGUGAGAAAAAACUAAACUCUGUGGCGAAAUUCAUCGACUUGUGGAUGAGUAAGACUGCCCAUCACCGGGCGGGCUGUUUCCCCAGCCACCGUUCAAAGGUUGCCACUUACUUUGGAAUAGGAGUAGGGCGACACUAUGGGAACUAUUUGGUAUUCCUUUGUCUAUUUACUAAAUGCCUGUUCCUUCUAAAUGCUGUUGGACAGCUCUUCUUUUUGAACGAGUUUCUGGGAAGUGAUAAGUUCUAUAUUUAUGGAUACGAGGUCGUUCACUCCAUUCUGACAGAAAAUGACUGGACAAGAACACACCGUUUCCCAAGGGUAACUUUGUGCGACUUUGACCUCCGUCAAAUGACCAAUGUUCAACGAUGGACCCUUCAAUGUGUUCUUCCCGUGAAUCUCUAUAACGAAAAAUUCUUCAUCUUCCUUUGGUUUUGGAUCACAAUAGUGGCGAUUCUGACACUAUUCAAUGUGCUCUACUCUAUACUUCUAAUAGCAGUGCCAAAUAAUCGUAAGAGCUUUGUUAAGAAGUACCUUAAGUUCAUUGAUGCUUAUGACGAUAAAAAUAAGGAUUUAUUUACACAAAAAUUAACAAAACAGUUCGUAGAAAACUAUCUUCGAUUAGAUGGUAUUUUUCUUCUGAAGGUGAUUACAGCCAAUACAAAUACUGUCAUGAUAACAGAUAUUAUCCGGAGACUAUUUGACAUUUACCGGAAGAGACAAUUUCACAUGGAGACAAAUGGCGUCUCUCACACAGUACAUGCGUACGGAGAGCCAGAGUCACGUCAUCAUGUCACGCCCCUUAAAGGGCGUGUUGUGCACCUGAGUGAAGACGACAUGCCCAAAUCAUAUAUGGAAAGCUUUGUCUGAUUUAUCAAGAUUUACUUUAUUUGCAUAAAGUUUUUGGUGAUAUAUUGUUAAGUAAUUUCUUCUUCGUCUAUGUGCUUUGAGUUGUUUGUUGUAUUUGCAAUUUUGAAGUGCAGAUGUUGAUAUAAUGUAAAGCAAUUUUAUUAAAUGGAGAAAAAAGUUUACAAUACAAU
Molecule: messenger RNA, 1883 nt
Organism: Saccostrea echinata
Lineage: Eukaryota; Metazoa; Mollusca; Bivalvia; Ostreida; Ostreidae
Product: innexin unc-9-like
Exons: 2
Coding region: 376-1713 (445 amino acids)
Source: RefSeq, a predicted model, not a curated record